AUGACAGAAUGUCACGGAAACAACAAAGGACCAAUGUCUCCACCACAAACACCCACGGAUCUUUCAUUCAUAUUAAACCCUACUGAGAGUUCGAGUAAGAAGGAGGAAACCACAGUCAGACGACGUCCAGACUGUGGGGGUCGUCGCAAAAAUCCAUACCCAAUGCGAUCGCCUAGUAAACAGCCAACAAAAGGGCUUCAUCAUCCACCCACUCCACCCGCGACAACUGUAUAUGGUCUAUAUAAUGAAGACCCCCGUGGAUUUUUAGAGCGAAAUCUAAAAGAAUUGAAAUUUAUUGAAGACCCUCGACCACACUCUCCAAGACCAAUUCUGUCUGACGAAGAAAGGGAAUUGGAACAAGAACAGAAAAAGCUUUCACGCCGUCGCACUAAAAAGAAGCGACCGAUUCCAUACGAUAAAGUGCAACGAAAGAAGAAGUCAAACAGUAUGGCACGUGUACUCGCCGAUCGUGCAUCGAUAUCGGUAACGUCUUCUCACAUCUCAUCUGACCACAGUUCGAAUACAACUUCAUCGCCUCAAUCAGAAAACGGUGAAACGUUUACCGAGGGCAUCACAUCAACGUCGACACGAGAAAGUGCUACUGUCCGUGUAUCCAAAGCUCCUGCACCUCCAGCCAUGGAAUGGCACGAUCUGAAAGCCGCAAUCGAUAACUUGGGUUUAGACCAAGUACGUAUCAAUGUACAGAAUCAUGGAAUUACUUGGAAGGGAUCUCCUUUAAAUAUCACGACAUUGCCGCAUUACAACUCCAUGCAUCCUUCCGAAGCGUCUGUGGCUUCAGUGUUGAGAUUAACCCCAUUACAGUAUUUCAAUGCUAAAUAUACGCUCGUAUCGACUGCCAACAGAUAUGUACAGAGAGAGCAGCCGUUUAGAAAAUCAGAUGCGCAAAAGUUAUUACAUAUUGAUGUUAACAAGGCGAGUAAGUUGUGGGAGUUUUUCGUACUAGCGGGUUGGAUUAAGGCGGACGAGAGAGAUAUAAUGAGAAGAAAGUAA
This is a messenger RNA of Paraglomus brasilianum, 1011 nucleotides long. NCBI's taxonomy places the organism in Eukaryota, Fungi, Glomeromycota, Glomeromycetes, Paraglomerales, Paraglomeraceae. The record is from the annotation of a GenBank genome assembly.